GUCCAUCCCAUCUAUCCUCCUGUCUGUCUGUCUAUCCCAUCUAUCCUCCUGCCUGCCUGUCUGUCUACUUACCUAUAUCUAUAGCUGUCCCAUCCGUCUGUCUGUCCUCCUGUCGGUCUUUCUAUCUAUAUCUAUCCCGUCCGUCUGUCUCUUUAUCUUCUUGUCUAUCUGCCUCUCUAUAUCUGUCUAUCCUGUCUAUCUAUCUAUCCCAUCUAUCCUCCUGCCUGUCAGUCUAUCCAUCCGUCCCAUCCCUCUGCCCUCCUGCCUGUCUGUCUGUCUUAUUUAUCCUCCUGUCAGUCUGUCUCUCUCUCUCUUUCCUCCCCAACCUGGAGGGGUCUCCCCCUUCCCUAAUGGCUUCAGCUUAUCUGUAUCUUGGGCCUCAGUAUCCGUAAUCCUGCGGGUUUGGGAUUAUGGGAGGUAAAAGCCCGACACCUCUCCGCAGAAGCCUUGGGGCGUUCAUCCAUUUGGGCCUGGGAGGAGCUGAAGAGCAGAUAGGGCUCCUUGUCUAUUCUGUCUUUCCACGGUGGAUUUUAGAGUUUGGGCGGAGGUCCUUUCACAGACGACCUUUUCUGGGAUGCCCCUUCCCGCUUUUUGGCUUAGUCUCUCCUCCCUCCAAAUGGUAAAGACCGAAGACGUGCAAUUCAGCCAGGCAAGUGACUAGACGUUCAUGCUAAGCGCGUGCGUGGAUUGUCGCUGGUUUGGGGUUUGGCAAGCUUUUUAUCUGGGUGGGUUGCCUGGAGGUGAUUUUUGCUCCAGGUUAUAACCCUGUUUGGGAAUGUAGGAACCCUGUGGGAAUAAUUUUAUAACACCCCGGCUAAUCUCAUCCUCGCCUUUUUCCCUGGAGCGAGUUUCCUGCUCUUUCAGCUUUCUCGUCAAUCUCUUAGCUGUUCUUUGGCUUUUUGGUGCUUUGGCAACCAUAGUGUCUGUUUCUAUCAAGGCUUUAUCAAUGCAGUGGGAAUGCCUUGGGUAUUUAUACACCCACCAGUUAAUUCCAAACCUGCAGUGUCUUGCAUCAGAACUUCCUUUCUGGCUCGUCGGUCUGGUUUUGGUUCGCUUUCCCUGCAUUUGCCAUGCCUCUAAAGAUCCCUUUUCUCUCUCUUUUCCAAAGACGACUUCCUGUGGCUGCAGGUUGAGGCCUGCCUCCUUGAUCUAGCUGUGAAUUUCAUAGCCAGACUCAUCAGGUUGAGCAUCUAGCAGGAAUUGCCUUCCUAUUGCAUGUUGUUUAAGGAGAAAGAAUGAGGGGGCAGUCAUAAAAGGCAUGUUGAGACAAUGCCAGCACUGUGUGGGAAUUUGUUCCCUGUGAUCGCCCAGGUGCAACAGCAAUUGGGCAGGAUGAGUCCUGUGACUUCAGUCCACCAAAUUGCUUCUUGGAGGAGAGCUUCCGAGAAGCCCAAGAUGCCUGCAGACCUCCCUUUUGAAAUGGGUGUGCGCAGCUUAGACCCUGAAGGAAAGGCUAGCCAAGCCCAUGGAGGUGAAGUAAUGUUACAGGGCAGAUCGCUGUGGAAUGAGGGGAACCCCACCCAGAGGCGUCCUUGGUGCAUCAGGAAUGACAAGGCCUGUCAGGGCCAUGAUGCACGCAGUUACCCUGUGCAAAAUCAGGUUUGGCAGGAAACAACUGGUCUUGCUGGAUCUGAAGAGUCAGAGGUGGGAAGGGGGGCUUGUCUCCGGCAGCCGGGAUCAGUGAAUGUCGCUUGGCCUGUUCCUGAUCGUGCUACGACAGUUUUCUAGAAUAGGGAGCGGCAAGAGCGGUUUGGAGCCCGGCAGAGCGACACCCUGCUGAUUCUGUCCUUUCCAAGAUAGAGCAAGCCAGUUACGAAAAGGACAUGGAUGUUGACAUUUACCCAGUGCAGAAAUGAAAUAUCUCGGUCGUGGUGAAAAGAUGAUAUAUCUAGGCUGCGUUUGCCCAGCGUGCCUAAUUAAUAGCUGUGUUUGUGUCAUAUGCUGAGCUUUAACCUUGACUGGCUUUUCUGUGGCUUAGCUUAUAACAUGAGCCCAGCUAGUUUGAUUAGUUUAUGAUCCUGCACAAUCCAGAAAAUGGAUCAGUUCAGUAACUAAGCUGUUACCCAUACCCGGUGCAAAUAUUUUCCCUUGGUGUUCCCAGGAGACGAGGGGCUGUGUUGAAAACGCUUUGAGACUCAGUGUUUUCUAAACUUACAAUAAUGCCUUGGUUCUCCUAGGUGAAGACCUUCCCUUGGUAUUGUACUCUUUUUUCAUUCCUUUGCUCUGUGUGUUUGCAGAGCCUUCUCUGGGCUAAAUAGAAAAUAUUUCCUUUGCUUGUUCUCUGGAGAGGGCUGUCAGUCAGUCAGAACAGAGGUUCUUAGUUAAAGCAAGUUGAUUAUGUGCCCUGGAUACAAGAGCAGUUCUGGGGGCUGACAUCCUCCUUAUUCCAGGGUGGUGGGGAUUAUUUAUGUAUGUAUGCAUGUAUGCACGUAUGUAUUUGUUGCUAUUAGGCCAGGAUCUGAAAUCCCAAAGACUGUGUUUUAGAGCAGCAGACAAACCGCCUUGAAUGAGUUUCUGUGUAGAUGUUAACAGCAGUGGCUUUCAAUCUGUACAUCUGGAACCUAACAGACCGAUAUGAAAAUCUGUAAUAGUCAGUAUGUACCAAAGACAGCUAAUCUAUUAUCAGUCUCAGUGCAAGCCAAGCAGCCUGGCUGUGCCUUGUGUGAAUAAAGUAUUAACACUCUCAGAUACGCAGAUUCGGCAACAGGGAUUCUCCAGCAGACCCAACGUAUGUGGGAAGAUUCAGCAAUAAAUGCAGACUUCAAAAACAGAGACGUGCUGGCAGUGGGGACUAUGGCAGCUUUAGGAUUUGUACUUUGAAGACAAGAGGCCUUUGCGUUAUUCUCCUAAGAUCUGCCAAACUUCCAGGAAUUGCUGUUGCUGGUGAUGAAAGCAAGUCUUUCACAGUUAGUGCUGCAGGAAGAGAAUAACCAUUCAUUCAUUCAUUCGCUUCCCACCUCACUUUCUUCAAGUGAUUCUGGGCAGUGUACAACAAGGUUAAAAAAUAAUAAAUACAUUAAAAAGUAUAAAAAACUUUAAAAAAACCAAAAUCUGUGCCUUCUCAAACAGGCUUCUGUGGGGUACAGUGAAUGGGUAGAGACAGUCUGAUGUAAAGAUGCUGGUAAGUCUGCCACCAGCUUUUGGGAGGUACAACCUAGAACUCUGAUUGGAAGAAAAGAACAAAGAUGUUUUCCAUCUCCUUUUUCAUUUGGAUGCUCCAAUUUGGUGCAAGGACAGGUGGUUCCCCCCUCCCCCCCCCCCGAUACUGACCCUGUCUGUCUCGUUUAUUCUCCAGUUUAUUUGAUAACAAAAAAGAUGAUUUCUUGUGUCAGGAAUCAGAGGGUCCUUUCCACAUAUGUAGGACUGACCCUGCUAAUUGGGUGUUGGGCUCUGCACUUGUACGCUUCAGCCUGCCAAACUGGGUAAGCAAAAUUUUAAGCUUUUGCCCCGUGCUUGAAAUUGGUGGGUUUUUUGGGCCAUUUGGGCUCAUGUGGUGGAGACCAGCAAGGCAAGGGAAUUCGAAAUGCUGUUGGGAAGAAACAGGUAUAGAAGCUGCGGCUUCUUCAGGUAGAUUCACGUUUACGUUUUGCCACCAUCCUGUUGGAUCUGUUCCACUAUAGCAGGAAGUCCAAAGUGAAGCUGCUUAAGGCUGUUUUAAGAAGACUGAAUGAGGUUGACUUGGUCACUAGACCAUCACCAGCAUCAAUGCCGAGAAAGCUGCACAAGUUGCUGGUCAGUUUCCAAAGCCAGUUUUGUUUGGGGGGCGUUCGGUUGUUGGGGGUUUUAUUAUGCACAGCACAAACUCCUUAACUUAAUUUGUCGCACGGGCAACUUGCUGCAAGCCUUCCAUGCAGCUUUACAAAAUUCUCCUGUGAACACAAAGAACCCAACGGUAAAGGAGCAGGCCCAGGAAGUGGUGCUGAAGGUCCUCACGGCCUUCAAAAGCAGCGAGAUAGAACAGGCAGUGAAUUCUUUAGACAGCAAUGGUAUUGACUUGUUAAUGAAGUACAUUUAUAAAGGAUUUGAAAAGCCAACGGAAAAUAGCAGUGCAAUACUACUUCAGUGGCAUGAAAAGGCAUUAGCAGUAGGUGGACUUGGAUCAAUAGUCAGGGUUCUUACUGCACGAAAAACGGUUUAAAAGGCUGUGGUCACUCGAAUUGAGACACGAAGAACUCUUUUGGGAGCCAGGAAGAGCCUCCAUGUUUUGGUCACUCCGCUAGGAACGGCAGCCACCCGAAACACUGUGGGGGAAGGAGGGAGCAUCUCUUCUUCUACCCUCAGAGCCACCCAGAUGGGAGACAAAGCCCGUGCGCUCGUUUUCUGACAGACUCAGAGCUGGGAGGGGAGGCAGCCUGCAAUUUGUGAGGCAAAGGGAGAUGGGGGUGUGAUUUGCGCUUUGCAACCAGAUGCCCGUUUCCAGAACGGCGGCUGCUCUGGCUCAGUGGAUGUGUGUGUGUGCGUGUGUGUGUGAAAUUUUAAUUUAAAUGUAACACAUUUGCGGUGUCGGGGGCAUGGGGGGGGCGGCAGCUACUGUGUCAGGAGCAAAAGGUUGGCCUGGUUUGAGGGUGUAGGGGAAGGCGUUCUUAUGCAAGGGGGCUUUUUGUACAUAGUUAAGAAUAGCUGGGCUCAGUACAGAUGUUGGUUUCAUGUAAAGUGCCUGCUGCUCUUAUCAAAAUAAAGUUCUUGGAUGGUUAGUUUAA
This is a messenger RNA of Python bivittatus (Burmese python), 4700 nucleotides long. NCBI's taxonomy places the organism in Eukaryota, Metazoa, Chordata, Lepidosauria, Squamata, Pythonidae. The record is from RefSeq and is a predicted model, not a curated record.